This is a messenger RNA of [Candida] anglica, 1200 nucleotides long. The record is from the annotation of a GenBank genome assembly. NCBI's taxonomy places the organism in Eukaryota, Fungi, Ascomycota, Pichiomycetes, Serinales, Debaryomycetaceae.
AUACACCAUGCUAGGAUCCAGGGUUUUCCCCAGCGUGAGAGCAGCCAGAUCAGUGCUUGCUGGCUCCACCAGAGUCUCUGCAGCCGCCGGGAUGGUCCCGUGUCGUGCUGUCAAGUCAUACCCAGCCGUUGCCGCUUCCAUGACUGGUGGUGUUCGUUUCAACUCAACCAGUACAUCCAGUGACAUCCAGACCACUCUCCCAAACUUUGACACCCUUGCGGAAACCGCUAGUAACGCUCUCCCGGCGCUUUCCUCCGACCAGAUCGGGUACCUCAACUCGAUUGGCCUUGCUGACGGUUGGGGCCCUACGGCCACCAUUGAACGCAUCUUGGAAGCCACCCACGUGUACUCGGGCUUGCCCUGGUGGGGAACCAUCAUAGCGGCCACCGUGGGGAUCCGUGUGCUCAUGGUGCCACUCUACAUCAAGGCAUCCGCCAACGCCGCCAAAAUGAGUAAGGUCAAGCCAGAACUCGACCAAUGUCUCUCCGACAUGCAGAACGCCUCCAACCAACAGGAACAAAUGGAAGCUGCUGCCGCCAGAAAGAAGAUCAUGAAGGCCCAUGAUAUCCACAUGACCCACCAACUUUUCCCGAUCUUGCAAUUGCCAGUGGCCUACGGGUUCUUCCAAGCUUUGCGUAAGAUGGCCGCUCACCCGGUCGACGGGUUCGCCGACCAAGGUUACGCCUGGUUCACCGACCUUUCCGCCGUCGACCCAUACUGUGGGUUGCAAGCCCUUGCUGCCGUCGUGGUCAUUGCCAUGGUGCGUUCCGGUGGUGAAACCGGGGCCCAGCAAAUGAACCCAUUGAUGAAGAAAAUGAUGACCUAUCUCCCAAUCGCCUCCAUUUUCAUCACCAAGAACUUUGCCGGAGCUGUGGUUCUCUACUUUGCCGCCAACUCCAUCUUCUCGUUUGCCCAAACCACCCUCUUACGUCUGGCCUGGUUCCGUCGUAUGGUGAACUUGCCAGACAUCACCGCACCACCUCCACCGGCUCCAGGUGCCCCCAAGGCGCCAGCUACCGUUUCCGAAUGGUGGACCCAAUUCAACGAAACCUCCAACAAGAAGGUCGAGAAGAAGAUGAAGUCCUCCAACGCCAAGGUCGAGGCCAUGCAAAGAAGAAAGGCCGCCGCCGCCAGCCCAGACAACUUCAUCAAGAAGCAUUAAGUGUAAAUAGUAUAUAAUGUAUAAAGAGCUUCUGAUUG